Molecule: messenger RNA, 2820 nt
Organism: Naumovozyma castellii
Lineage: Eukaryota; Fungi; Ascomycota; Saccharomycetes; Saccharomycetales; Saccharomycetaceae
Gene: BBC1
Product: Bbc1p
Exons: 1
Coding region: 1-2820 (939 amino acids)
Source: RefSeq, a predicted model, not a curated record
AUGAGUGAGCCAGAUACACCCUUUAAAGUUCAGGCGCAAUUCCCAUACAAAUCAGAAUACGAGGACGAUUUGAAUUUUGGAAAGGAUCAGAUCAUAACUGUGACCAACGUGGAGGAUGAUGAAUGGUAUUACGGUGAAUAUGCUGACAAAGAGGGGAUCUUCCCCAAGAGUUUUGUCAAGAUUUUGGAAACUGCACCAGCUCAAGCUCCGGAACCUGUUGUGAAAGCUGCUCCACCUCCGCCUUCAGAAACUAAAGUAAAUGAAGUAGUGAUGCCCAGUGAGACAAAGGAGAAACCACCUUCUUCACCCAUUACUAAACAACCUCAGCAAAUUACUCCUCAGGUUCCAAAGACCGUCGAGGAAUCUAAGCAUGUUCCUAAGAUGCCCACCUUGCCCUCUACGUUCAAUGCUGAUGAUAACGGUGAUCAUGAACAUGAUCAGCAAUUGGAAGAAGAGGAUUUACCAAAGAUGAGUUUGAAGGAAAGGAUUGCUUUGUUACAAGAACAACAAAGAUUGCAGACCAAAAAGGAUGAUGAGAUGGCCACCGCCGCUGCUGAUUCCACCGCUCCAGUGGCCCAUACUACUGGUGGUUCAAAUAUGUCUCAUCACCAAAGAGAUACGCAUUCCAUUAUCUCACAAGGAAGACCAUCCAUUGAUGAAAAUAUGGAAGAGGAUGAAGAAGAUCAAGAGGACCAGGAACAGAAAAAGGUUAACGAAUUAGGAACUGCUCCAAUCGAAGCUCCCAAGAAGGAACCUAUCCCCUUAACAAAAGAAGAAAAUCAAGAACGAGAAAAUGAGAAGGAUGGCGAGCAAAGUAGUAGUGAGGGAAGUGAAGAGAGUAGUGACGAUGAUGAUGCUGAGGAUGAGGAAGAUACAGAAGAAGCACGUAGAGCGAAACUUAUAGAAAGGAUGGCCAAAAUAUCUAGUGCUGGUCGGUUUGGUGGUCCUGCUGGAUUUAACCCAUUUGGUGCUCCUGUUGGAUUUAAUCCAUUUGGUGCACCCGUUAGUAACAAAGAAACUGCAAAGCCGGCUAAGAAAAAGAAACAUCAUAAGAAGAAGGAAUCUGGUGAAAAUGAAGAACCAGUUAUACCUCAAGCAGUACCAGUAAUGCCAUUCGCUGAUCCAAAUGCAGUAUCUUUCUUGAAUAAACACAAGACACAGACAGAAUCAGAAUUCAAUGAACCUAAAGAACAAGAGGUACAGAUGGAAAGCCCUGAAAACCCUGCAAUCUCACCAAUAUCCUCACAUACUCAACCCUCACAGAAUAUCACAUUAGAUCCAAACAGUAAGGAAGAGAAAACUCAUGCGUACCAUGACUUGGUAAAGCAGGAGUCUGCUUCUUCAGCAGUCGCAGACACAACUAACAAUGACGCGGAUGAUGAGGCAGCCGGUGAAAAGAAUGCAUACUAUGAUACAGAACCGGAGGCCACUUUAGAAAACAAGAAUGAGGAAACCGUGUUGGAAGAAAAGAGAGAAAGUAAAGUUAUAAAUGACAAACUACCAUUAUCUGACUCCACUGGCUACGAAUCCUCAGAUGACAAUACGGAUCUUCCUCCUUCGAAUCCUGGCGGUGUGCCAAAACUUCCUCAACCAUUCGGUAUCCCACCAUCAAUGCCAUCAUUCGUUGAUGAAAACAAUGACAAAUCUAAUAAUGAUAAAAUGGAGGUACCACCUAUACCUGGUAGAACUUAUGAACACCAAAGUCACGAUAUUGCUGCACCACCCCCUCCCCCAGUUUCUUCAGCUCCUCCAAUCCCACCAGCAUCGAAAUCAGCUGCUCCACCACCUCCUCCAGAAGUGCCAGUUAUUAUUCCUGAACAAGGCGCACCACAACAUAAGGCACCUGUCCCACCAAUUCCACAUUUACCUGAGAUGCCUGAUGAGUUUUCCCAAGGACCACCAUUACCUCCACAUCCUCCAGUCGAUACACCGGUAGUGCCUGAAACUCAGAGAAGUAUGGCACCUCCACCUCCCUUACCAACCAAAUUUCCCCCUCCACCGAUGGAGCCAAUUGCUCAAACUUCAUCAUUGACAUCAUCAACGAUGAUGAGAAGAUCAACUACAACGACAAUAUUCCCAGAAGGCCCAAAGAUUAGUUUUGAUCCACAUGAUUCAUGGUGGUUAAAUAAACAACUCCCAUCAGAUUUCAAAUAUAAAUAUUUAUUUGAAGUUGAAGAUCAUAAAGUGAAGAAAAGGUUAGGCCAAACAUGGAUAAUUAGGGACUAUUACAUUUUAUUUGAGGAUUACUCGCAACUUCAAAUUUGUUUGAAUUUCAACGAAAAGGAUCCUCAAGGAACAGUUACUUGCCAACAAUUCUUCAAAGACAAGCCUACUGAUUUGACAAAGUUGGAAGGUUAUUCUAAAAGGAUUGGUUUGGGCAUUAUUCAAAAAGCACAUUCUAAAAUUGGUUUGACAGGGUCUUCUCAUUUAGUUACUUCUAUUCUUGAUGAAUUGAAAAGUGAGAAAAUCUUGGCCCCAAUUAGUUCGAGGACAUAUGGUAUGUCAGUAUUUGAUUAUAAACCUGAUACUCCAAUCGAUUCGGAAGCCUUAAAGAAUGUAAGAGCAGGUGAUAUUCUAGUAAUAAGAAAGGGGAAGUUUGAAAGUCAUAACAAGCUUGGUGCUAAGUCAAUCACCUCCAUUGGAAUGGAUAGUGUUCCAUACUCUAGUAUCAUAACGGAAUACGAUUUCACUAAGAGCAAAUUCAGAGUCAUUGAAGAGCACUCUGGUAAAGUGAUCCAAUCCAGUUACAAAUUAAGUCAUAUGAGAAGUGGGAAGUUGAAGGUGUUUAGGGUUGUAGGAAGGGAUUAUGUCGGUUGGUAA